Molecule: messenger RNA, 1631 nt
Organism: Chelonus insularis
Lineage: Eukaryota; Metazoa; Arthropoda; Insecta; Hymenoptera; Braconidae
Molecular function (GO): serine hydrolase activity
Source: RefSeq, a predicted model, not a curated record
AUGUAUUCAGACGCUUGGUUUAAUGUUGCUGAAGACAUGACAGUCAGAGAUCAUCUGAAUGCCCUUUCAAGUCCAGUCUACUAUUAUUAUUUCUCCUACAAAGGAAGUGCAUCAUUCUCUAGGAUAUUCGGAGUACCACAAGGAGAUUAUGGAGUUUCUCAUGCAGAUAAAUUUCAAUAUCUUUUCCCAGUCGGUGAACAGUUAUUCAAAGUCACUACACUGAGUAAAGAAGAUCAUCGGAUGAUUGACAUCAUGACUACUUUAUGGUUCAAUUUUGCAAAAACUGGAAAUCCUACACCUGCUAUUACAAAAAUAAUACCAUUAAAAUGGAAACAUGUGAAAACAGAAGAUCACGAAUAUCUUGAUAUUUCGAAUUCACAAGAUUUAAGCAUGUCGAAACAUUUAUUGAAAGAGAGUUGGUCUGCACCGAAAGGCUGUCAGAUAUUUGAUUUACAUAGUCAACAUUACGAUGAUGUAUUGUGUUUGAUAAAGGUAAUAAUAUACCAUUACUUUACAGAAGAUCCUAUGUGUAAAGCUAUCAAUUUUCACAGAGAUGAUGUAUCAGUUCAAAAUUAUAUGGACCAAAUUCGUGUAUGGAUGAAAGAUACAAGUCUAGUUGCUAUUAGUUCUAGAUCAGGACGAGUAGUGGGUACUGUGAUUGCAAGAAUUAACAGUACUAUGGAUAAGAGUACGACAUAUUCUCGAAUUCAAAUUAUGCAAGGAGAGUCUUUCGAAAAAAUAAUGAGCUUGAAGAAUAAUUUAAUUAAACAAGCUGAUGUUUUUAAUCAGCUGAAUUGCGAUAUAAUUUUUCGUAUUUAUAUUUUAUGUGUUUAUCCAACGUAUCAGAAUCGAGAUUUAAAAUCUGCUUUAAUAGAAGCUUGCGUUCAAAUAGUAAUUGCCUCAGAAAUUCCUGUCAUCGCUGGAAUGUUUUCGUCCAGUGAUCAUCGAAGUUUAGCUGAGAAGCUAGGAUUAAAAAAAAUUCAGUGGAUUGUGAAUAAUGAGAUUAUUUUUGAUAAUCCAGGCAUCAAAAAUUACUCAGUAGCUUUCAUGGGAAUGGAAACACCUUCUUUAGAUUAUUUGAUGAAUUUACGCCAAGUUAAAGAAAAAGAAAUAUACGAGAAAGAGGAAAAACGCAGACAAAGCUAUCAACAUAGAAAGUUAUCUAUAAAAGAAUAAAUAAUUUAUAAGGAUGACUUACAGUAAGCUAGUUGAUACACCUCUUCCAUUGUCUCAAGCAAUUGAUUUCCUUUGUAGAAUUGAAACGUAUUCUCUUUGUACCUGAGCAACAAAAAUUAAAUUAAUACUUGAAAGAGUAAAGCAAUGAACAGAAAAUGUAUGACAAUAUUACAAUUUUAUUGGAAUAUUACUCUAUGAUGAUAUGCAAAAUUAUUUUUCUAUGAGCUAACAUAUUUUUGGUAAAAAAAAAAUCAUGAUACAAUGUAAGGAUGUCUUAAAAAGUACUAUCCAUGUACAGUAAAUUAGUAUGUGGACAUAUUAAUUUCUUUUAAUUAAUAUGCAUCCAUUUGAAAUAAUUCUAACUUAUGGCACAUUUCAACACGUUACAUACUUACUAAAGUUAAUGGUUAUUUAACUAAUAAUUUCGACCAAUAUCACAAAAACUUUUUGCACUU